Ostreobium quekettii is the source of this 717-nucleotide messenger RNA. NCBI's taxonomy places the organism in Eukaryota, Viridiplantae, Chlorophyta, Ulvophyceae, Bryopsidales, Ostreobiaceae. The record is from the annotation of a GenBank genome assembly.
AUGGGCGAGAAGUCUCCCGAGGGCGAGGGGCGGCAGCGGGGCACGGUGAAAUGGUUCAACGCGUCCAAGGGCUUCGGGUUCGUGACGCCUGAGGAGGGCGGCGAGGAGCUGUUCGUGCACCAGACGAGCAUCCAGUCGGAGGGCUUCCGGAGUCUGCGCGAGGGGGAGACGGUCGAGUUCAACGUAGAGACGGGCGAGGACGGCAGGACCAAGGCGGUGCGCGUGACGGGGCCUGGCGGAUCUACGCCGCAGGGCGCCCCGCCCCGGCCACGUGUUCGCUACCCCCCGCCCUUCAUGUUUCCUCCACACAUGAUGGGUGGCCGGGGGGCAAGGGGCGGCAGGUAUCCCAGCGGUUUCUGGUACUACCUCCCAUCCCCUGCUGGUGGCUACGGCAGUGGCUUCAUGCCCCCCAUGGGCCGGGGAGGGGGGGGGAGGGGGCGCAACGGAGGCAGGGGACAGCCUCCCAGAGAGCCCAGCGGUCUGCAGGUGUGCUGUGGGUGUCUUGGCUGGUGUGACUGCUUACAGUACUCAGUGUGCCCUGUGUCUGCUCUUGUGCCAGGGUGGCUCCUGAAUGUUGCUGGCCUGGUGGCUGUUCUGGUGCUCUGUGCUGCAUGGUUGGAGGUCACCACUGCGCUGCAUGUGCGGUGGGGCCAGCGUGGUGGUUCACAACCUCCCAUGGUCUUGUUCUUGGCAGCGGUUGAAGGAAGCAUUCAGUGA